GUUUACAUGUCAAGUGGUUGUCAAAAAUGGAUCGAAUAUAUUAGAUUUUCUUCUCCAUUGACUUUUUUCUCCGUAAUUUUCAAGUAUGUACUAAAGAAUAUUCUCUUUUCGAAUCGUUUAUUCUUCUGCGAUGGAGCCAUUACUAGAUGUGAAGAAAGAAAUCAAGGAAGAACCCAUUGAUACCAGGGGAGAAUGGAAUGAAAACCACCCUUGUGAUAAGCUAAAAGUUGAAAUAUUAGAAACAGAAUGUGAGAACCCGGAAAACCUUACUUGCAGAGAAUGUGAUGCUCUAUUCAUCAAUGAACAUGAACUCAAGUUACAUCGGAUGAUACAUUCAAAGAACCAUACAUGUUUCAUAUGCAAAGAGUUUGUGAAAAAUAGAUUUCAGUUCGUUGGUCAUGUCAGAAAACAUAUGUGUGCAAAGCCCUUCAAGUGUCCUAGUUGUGAAAGAAUUUUCCCAACAUCUAGAGAAACUAAGCUUCACCAACGGGUACACAGUGAUGACAGGCCUUUCAUGUGUACAGAAUGUGGAAAGGCCUUCAAGCAAAUUUCAACUUUGAAAGACCAUGAAGUUGUUCAUACUGGAGAAAAACGGUUCAAAUGUAAGAUUUGUGAAGGGGCCUUUGCUACAGCUACAAGCCUGCGCCGUCAUAUAAGAGUUAUGCAUGAAACAGUAAGGUCUUUCCAAUGUCAUUUCUGUAAGGAGGGCUUCACAAGUAAACAAGCUUUGAAGCAACACAUGGGAAUACAUAAAGAUGUUGACCCAUUGAAGUGUCAACUCUGUGGAGAAAGUCUGGAAACUUUAGAACAAUAUACAUCACAUAGAAAUAAGCAUAUAGAAAUGAGAAAAUCUGGGAGUUGUGACUAUUGUGGUAAUAAGACCUUCUAUUUUGGUCUUAAAGAGCACAUUGAGAAAAUGCAUCAACCUAGAUCAUGUAAUAUCUGUAGUCUAGUAUUUUAUGAUGAAAAAUCAAUAGAUAAUCACCAAAAGAGUCAUUUAGAGGAGCCAGAACGAGAAGAGUACAGCUGCCAUGUAUGUAACAAACAUUUUGAGUUCCCCAGAUACCUCAAAGCUCACAUGAAGCGCCAUGAAAUGGAUUACAAAAAGUUCCAGUGUGAUAUAUGCCAGAAAACAUUCUCCUCAAAGAGAGACCUGACAGAUCAUUUGAAUGUUCAUGCUGAUGUGAAGGAUUACAAAUGUCCAAUCUGUGAUAAAGCUUUCAGAACAAAGCAAAGUGUUAGUAAGCAUAUGCCAAUACAUUCUGAGAAACGCCCAUUCAAAUGCAACUUGUGUGAAAAAAGGUUCAAGAAGCAGUCUAUCUUGAGAAAACACUCAUUCACACAUUCACGUUCAAGGCCGUUUGGCUGUGACUUAUGUGAGAAAAAUUACAAAUCUAAGGAAUCCUUGAGAGUACAUAGACUGACGCACCAAAAAUCAAGAAUUAGAAGAUGCAAAAUUUGUAAAAAACAUUUUACAUUUGAAACCAUCUACAAAAAUCACAACUGUUUCAGCAAUUACCGAUUUGAUAUUAAUAAUCGUAGGUGUACUUAUUGCAAACGGCUAUGUAAAAGCAGUGUAACUUAUUGUUAUCAUAUACAGGGGCAUGCUAGACAAAGGUUAUUUAAAUGUAGUACCUGUAAUGUAUUUUUGAAAUUUCCAUAUCAAGUGAAAUUACAUGGGAUCAUGCAUAGAAGCCAAGAUAAAAAUAGUUGAAAAUCAGUUUCUUUCUGAUAGUACUGAUAAUACAAUAGGUAAUAUAUAUAUAUAUAUAUAUAUAUUAGAUUUAUUCCUAUGAGAAAAUAUUUUCAUUUGAAUUGAAAGAAAUAUUUAUUUCAGUUUCAAUUACUUGGGUAGGUGAAUAAUUGGAAUAAAAUUUUAUUUUGAGCCAAUAUUUAUUAGUUCUAGUCUGAAUGUUAAUACUUGUAGAUUUUGAGCAGUUAUUGUUUUUGUUUUUCUUAUUUAUUAGAAUGAAUGUUCCGUUUCUUGAAUUAAAAAAAGUGGGAAAUUAAU
Phaedon cochleariae (mustard beetle) is the source of this 2011-nucleotide messenger RNA. The record is from the annotation of a GenBank genome assembly. Lineage: Eukaryota; Metazoa; Arthropoda; Insecta; Coleoptera; Chrysomelidae.